UCUGCAUAGGCUGUCAACUAACUUCUGCUGGCUGACAACAAGUCAGUGCAAUGUGAUCUUUCGAUUGUUAAACUUAACCGAAUCAUCCCCUGCCUGCUCCAGCAGCCGAUACUUAAAGAAUUGACCGACGAAGUUUUAAUUAGCUCCGUUAAUUAAUUAAUAUGAGCAUAUCGCCGGCGACUCCGCAUAUUUAAUCGUCGUCACGUGCCAAAAAGUGCUUCCUUCAAGUGCCAGUUAAAUAUGGAUAAACAAUAAUAAAGCAAAUAGGACGUGCAAUAAAAAAACAAAUUGCUUACACAUGUGCGGUGUUGUAAUGAAUUUAAAACAGUUGUUAGUAGCAAAUCGGUGAUAUGUGCCAAGUUUAGUUAUUUUAAUUUCAUUAAUUUGUUUAACAAUAAUUAGUGAACCAAUCGCAUUCUCAAAAGUUCAUUAUAAAGCACGUGGAAUAGUAAUGACGAAUGGAACUGGUAAACCGAAACAUCUACAAGAUUUCGUGAUGACCGCGAAAGGGCGCGACUUUGAGUUGUACUCUGGCGGUGAGGAGGACGAAUACCUCGAGGUGGAGGUGCACUCUCCGACGGAUAGCAGCGAGGACAGUGUCGAAGUAAAGGUAUCGCCGAUUUGCCUGAGAAAUAAGCGAAAGUGCGCGGAACCGAGGAAGGUGCAGGACGCUUACACGGCACCGCUGAAGAAGCGAAUGUGUCUUCAAGCCAAAAACGAAUUUGCGUCCGGAAAUGAACCGUUCAGGCCGUGGAAUGCGGAAAACUCCACGACAUCGUCUGCUCCAAAACAAAACUUAUCCAAAGAUCUUAGAGUUCCUUCUAGUAUUACGACUGAUAUUAAGCUAGCAACCCCCGACUCGAACUUUGUGGUGCCGCGACCGCCCGAUUCUGAUGAUAAACUCCUAAUCCGUCCAUGCUCGUCAGCUUCACCAAAAAACGCUCAACCGGCUUUGGUGCCUUUAUCGCUUGUCAAAAAGGCGACGAACUCAAGUGCCCGAAGUAGAAAAACCAAGCCUGAGUAUUCAAGUAUUAAAACAGAAUGCGAAAUUCCCGCACCUUGCGAUCCCCUAACACUGCGAGUGCCUCUGCACCCGCGAAUUUCCUCUCUAAACGCCACGGAAACCGAACAAUACCUGGCCAAUUCGGCGGAGGCCUUUCCCAAUUUACAGUCCCAUCGCGACGAGGACCAUACCGCCUACGGACGCAAGGAGCAGAGGAAUUACAAGAACAUGACCAGAGAGAGGCGCAUUGAAGCGAACGCGAGAGAACGGACGCGCGUUCACACCAUAAGCGCGGCAUUCGAGACGUUAAGAAAAGCGGUACCGGCCUACUCGCACAACCAGAAGUUGUCAAAACUGUCCGUGCUUCGAAUUGCCUGCUCGUACAUUAUGACACUCGGCAAGUUGGCCGGAAACACUGUUGACAGCGAAUCCGGCGGUUCACAGUCUUUGGCCGAGUGCGUGGAUACGGUAUCCAAAACGAUACAGAAAGAAGGAAAACUUCGGAAGAAGAAAGAUGAAAUAGACUGACUAGUUUACUUAAUUAUUCUAAAAGUUUGCUGUGGUUUGUGGGAACAGCCAAAAAACUUUAAUUUUUUGUGCAUACGUUUAAAAGUCUAAGAAAAUGAGUUUUGGUACUUAAAUAUGUUAUCGCUGAAUUAUUUAUUUAAAUACAUUGUGUAAAUAAA
Messenger RNA from Photinus pyralis (common eastern firefly), 1689 nucleotides. RefSeq names its product T-cell acute lymphocytic leukemia protein 1 (gene net). The transcript has 2 exons. Lineage: Eukaryota; Metazoa; Arthropoda; Insecta; Coleoptera; Lampyridae. Gene Ontology annotation, molecular function: DNA-binding transcription factor activity; protein dimerization activity. The coding region runs from base 452 to 1531 and encodes 359 amino acids. The record is from RefSeq and is a predicted model, not a curated record.